Molecule: messenger RNA, 2799 nt
Organism: Monascus purpureus
Lineage: Eukaryota; Fungi; Ascomycota; Eurotiomycetes; Eurotiales; Aspergillaceae
Source: the annotation of a GenBank genome assembly
AUGAUACAGGACAGUUCGCGCUCUACUGCUAACGUUCAAGAGCAGAGAGACGCACAGGACGUGGCGGGGAAGGAAAGAUCCCUUGGAUGUCACGAGGUUGGGGAAGAAUCCCAAAUGGCAAGUUCGUGCGGUGGUGUUUCCCAGACCUCAACUUUCUCCAACAUUGUCCAGCAUGUAGUGGGUUGUUCAUCUAUUCUUGACACCGACGCUGGAAGAUCUCAGAUGGACAACAUUGCUAACCAUGAUGGUUCUCUCACGGUGCCGUGCCCUCCACAACAUCACCGUAACGAGGAAGCCGAAAUAACGUUGUCUCCUACGAGGAAUUUUCCUACGGAAGUUCAGCCGAUGCCAGCAUCAAAGACUACCAGAGCUCGACUGGCCACUACCCAGGAAUCCUUAUUAUUCCCUCGACUCCGAAAUUCAAAACGCAAGGUUUAUACCGCCCAUUCAAAGGCAGAGGUCGACUGGGAUGAAGAUCUUCGGCCAAGCGACGACGAUGGUGGUGCAGCAGUUCAAGACAGCCUUGAGGUAACAUCUGUCUCAUCCCCUAUCAGUACAGCCAAUGAGAAAAUAAACUUCUCGGGAAAGAAGAAACCCCAGCCAAGAGGUUCGAAUGGGAAAAAGCGUGCAAUGAAUUCUCAAAGGAAGACCAAUUCUACGAAGAGAAAGCGCAAAAGUUCCCCUGAAGCCUUGCGUACGCGUGGUGGAAGGGCCAAGAAAUCCAAGCACGAAUCAGUCCAGAAGAACAACAUAUGCCAGAAAGAUGACGCAGAUUGUUCCGAAAAAGCAAAACCUAGUGCGUCGGAUAUAGAAAAUGCAGAUGUUCCUGUCCCUGAAGAUAGCAAGGGUCAAGAUCCACUAAAUGAUGGCUCAAUUUCGGCUGCAGAAGACAGCGAACUUUCCCAGUCACCAUUGACCAGAAUAUUUCAGAUUUCGGAAGAGGAUAGCACCGCAGUAUUUGAUAAAGCUCCCUCUUCUGAUUUUGAAAAUAUCUCUAGACCUCCUUCCCCUUACGUCAACGAAGUGGGCAGUGCCACAAGUGAUCAUGCUCCAAUACUUAGGUCAGAAAGCAGUAUCACUAAUACAUCGAGCCUUUCCCAAGCGCAUCUUAGUGUUCAAAAUCUGGAGCAAAGGGGUGUUGGUCAGGGAAAGUCUAUUGGACGGAAACUAGCUGCCGCACUUUGCAACGCGGACUUGGUUUCCCAUGAUACUCCAUCCAAAAAUGUGAGAAACCUCACUAACCAUACUCCACUUCACACUGUGAAUCAACCAGAGAGCCUGCGUAUCGACGAGUCUUCUCAGAGACUACAAAAUCCUCCUGUGCCACCCGAAGCUUUGAGUCAGAAGGAUAUCUCUGGAGAGUCCUUAGGGCUUAUUGCAGUAGACAUGACAUGCGAAGAGCAUCAAGAAAACAGUACACGCUCUAUAAUUACGAGAAUGGCUACAGAUAUCACGAUGCAUGAUCUUCCAGUUGACUUCCAGAGUCCAAUUAUAUUAGGGGAGUCCCGACAGUAUCCCGAGGACAAACCCAGUGAUUCGAUUUUCGAAAAGGAAGAUGCUAAUAGUCGGUGGAGACAAAAGAGAGCCACUAGUUACCACGAAUUUGAUAACUCGCUAUCGAAGAAAACAAGAGCUGUUUCUUUCAUCGAGCCCGAUUGUCCGAAAGAGGAACAAACCACAAUGACUGCUAUGCCACUGGAAGGGUCCCCAUCGACAAAUGACGAUUCCCUGAAACAUGGACUACAGACAGUUUCGGAAGCCAAAUGUUCGUGGGCAAUAGAGAAGGAUCGCCAUUUCAACUCGCGAAAGCCCGGCUUCAAUACUCCUCGUUCUCAGCAUGCAGCAAAUGCUACUGCCGCCUUGGGUCACCAAGAGUCCCCAACGUCUUCCACAAAGCCUCCAAGGCCACAUCGAAAAAACACCAUAGUUGAUGUAAAUGGAAGUCCACGUCUGGCUUCUCGAAUGGGAAAGAUGAGCCUCAGAGACAGUGGAUGUAAUACUGAUGACAAAGCAGAUGGCGACGAGCUUGAGAAUACUAUUAUCUCGAUUGGAGAAGAUAGCGAUGAGUCAGAAUACGACGACAGCUGCUCCUCAAUUCGCUCUACCAAUGUCGCCGCGGCUGGGAAUCAUGUCUCCUUCAUCCAGCGUCUCAAGGCAUGUAUGAAGACAGCAGCUGAUCUGCAUUUUUCUCCGCAGAAUGAGUCUGUUUCUAGACAGCAACCUAUUGGUAUGACGACUGUAAACAUGGAGACAAAUUUCCAACAGGAGCUUCCACAACGAGAUUCCCAAGCUCCAAGUACUCCGUCAGCAGAAAGGCGAAACCCGAUGGGUUGGACCCCUGUAUUUGCAGACUCCACAACACUGAUCGAGAAGGAUGAUGACGAUGAUGACAUGGAAUGGCAAGUAUCCUUGCAAACACCGCAGAAGAAAGCACAUGACAUGUUGGUCAACACAAGUAAGCUUCUCAUGCACCACCUCGAUGAUGAAAGAAGCUCGAUUAGCAGGGUAUUGGAGAUCUACCGGAAGGGAUGUCACAGCGCACUUGAUCAACUAUUCGAGGCGCAGGCGGAACGGAUCGAGUUAUAUAAGCAGCAGAUGGCCGUUGCCCAGAAGCAUCAUACGGAUCUUAGUCGAGAUCUCAUCCAUCGUCUGGAAGAAGCCGACAAACGAGUUCAACAGAGACUAUCAUUUGAGAUGCUGACGCAGGGCAUGGAUGAGCGGAAGAAGAUCUGGUUCCGCGCGGAAGACAUGAUAAAUCGAUACAACAGUGCCCUCCAAGCCGAAGAUUCUACGGAUUGA